AUCUGCAUAACAACGAAUUUAAAGUAGGAAGAUCCCAAAGAUGUGAUGUAGUUAUAGAAAGAAUGAACAUAAAUCAAAAUAUAAAGAAUAUUUUCAGUAAAGAGCACUUUGUAAUUUACAAAGACCCUGACAAUGCCUUGGCUUUUAUAAGAGAUCUCAGCAAAUCUGGUACUUAUCUUAAUGGACAUCUGAUUGGAAAAAAUAAUACGAAUGUUUUGCAAAAUGAUGACGUGAUUGCUGUUGGUUUAAAUAAACGAAAAGUUUUUGUAUACAAAUGCAUGUAUUCGCAAGAUAUGAAUUAUUUACCAUUCGAAUUGAAACAAAAGUAUGAACCUUCUACACUACUUGGACGUGGUGCAGCUGGGGAAGUGAGACUUGCUCUGGAAAAGUUUACUUGUAAAAUGGUGGCCAUCAAAAAAAUUAUGAAGUCUAGAAGUACAUUAUCGCAAAUACACAAGCUAACUCAUCCCAGUAAAAUCAAGACUGAAAUCAGCAUUCUGCAAACCCUAAAGCAUCCGUGUGUUAUAAAUAUGGAAGACAUUGUUGAAACUCCUGAAGAGGUAUACAUAGUUCUGGAUUAUAUGAAAGGAGGUGAAUUGACCAACAGAAUUUUGUCCAAUACCCCAUUGAGUGAAUCCAAUGUAAAAUUUCUAUUUUAUCAAAUGGUUUUAGCGGUGCAAUUCCUUCACGGUAAAGGUAUAACGCAUCGGGAUUUGAAGCCUGAAAACGUUCUAUUAUUUUCAGAAGAAAUAGAGACUCUGGUUAAAGUAUCAGAUUUUGGACUAAGUAAAGUAACUGAAGGUGAUGACAUGAUGACAACCAUUUGCGGUACCAUGAACUAUAUAGCUCCAGAAAUACUUGACAAUCGUAUCCCUGAAUAUAAUAAACAGGUUGAUGUAUGGAGCUUAGGGGUUAUAUUAUUUUACAUGCUUUCCAAAAGACUCCCUUUCCAGAGUUCUGAUAGAACAGUUCAUCAGAAACUGAUUAUAUCUGGUUGUUAUAUGAUGGAAAAAGAAAGUUGGGACGGCAUAUCAGCUAGCGCAAAAGAUCUUGUUGAAAAAAUGCUUAAUGUCAAACCGCAAAAAAGAAUCUGUAUUCAAGAUGUACUGAAGCACUCAUGGCUUGAAAGU
This is a messenger RNA of Leptinotarsa decemlineata (Colorado potato beetle), 1130 nucleotides long. RefSeq names its product ovarian-specific serine/threonine-protein kinase Lok. Gene Ontology annotation, molecular function: ATP binding; protein kinase activity; protein binding. NCBI's taxonomy places the organism in Eukaryota, Metazoa, Arthropoda, Insecta, Coleoptera, Chrysomelidae. The record is from RefSeq and is a predicted model, not a curated record. Gene Ontology annotation, biological process: protein phosphorylation.